This is a messenger RNA of Knipowitschia caucasica, 432 nucleotides long. The record is from the annotation of a GenBank genome assembly. NCBI's taxonomy places the organism in Eukaryota, Metazoa, Chordata, Actinopteri, Gobiiformes, Gobiidae.
AUGUUUGAGUUUGGAAGCAAGAAUGCCUUUUUCAUACUUAUUGGAGCGUUUCUGGUUGGUUCCUGGGCAGAUUUGGGGUCAUUGACUGAAACUACCUUGAGGCCGUCGGAUCAGGACACAAACAGCAUAGAAAAUCAUGGAGUUCACACCAUCAACCUGACAGCACACCUACACCGCAGCAAAAGGAGCUCCAACAGCACACGUUUAGACAUACUGGGUCCAUCUCAUCUCUCCGCUCUUCAGGACCUUCUUUCAGACCGCAAAAGCACAGUGCGCCUAGGCCUACGCAUUGCAGUCAGAGGUCCCAAUGAACUUGUUGAACAACAGCUGCGUCUUCUUUUGAGCAAAGAGUCAGGACUCUACAAUGCCGGGGAUAAGGCAGGACUGUUCUCCAUGAGGGUCUUGGGGAUCAAAAAGGUCUCUUCUUCUUAG